UAUGUUAUAUUAAUGGGUUGGACACAUGUUACCCUUGAGUAGUAGUUUCCCUCCAUCCCAGUUUAUUUGCUAUAUAAUCCUCGAUCACCUACUUUUCAUAUCAAACUGAACCAAAUUCACAACCAACCUAGGAGAAGUCUCUGAUCACGCAAGAAACUGCUCAUGCUCAAUAAAGUAAACAGAAACAAUUAAAGUUAUUAAAGCCACACCUUAAUUAAUUAGUUAAUUACCAUAUAAAUAACACUUGCAACGAACAAAACCCACUCUUAGCAUCUUUCAAACCAGAAAGAAAAAAGAUGGAACCAACAAGAAACCAUGAUCAUCAUCACGGUGGUGACCAUCACUUUAUUUUCCGUUCCAAGCUGCCCGACAUUUACAUCCCAACCCACCUCCCUCUCCACACUUACUGCUUUCAGAAUCUCUCCCACUUCAAGGACCGUCCUUGCCUCAUCAACGCCACCACCGGCGUUACUUUCACCUACGCCGCCGUCGAACUAACCGCCAGAAAAGUCGCCGCCGGACUCAACAACCUAGGUGUUCGUCAAGGCGACGUCAUCCUCCUCCUCCUCCAGAACUGCCACCAGUUUGUCUUCGCCUUCCUUGGCGCCUCCUACCGUGGUGCCAUCGUCACCACCGCCAACCCCUUCUACACCCCCGCCGAGGUCGCCAAGCAGGCCACCGCCUCCGCUGCUAAGCUCAUAAUAACUCAGUCGUCGUUCGUGGACAAGGUAAAGGAUCUGGCCAGGGACAAACACAUCAAGGUCGUGUGCAUCGACGCGCCGCCGCAGGGGUGCCUUGACUUCUCGGAGCUAACAGAGGCGGAUGAGGGCGACAUCCCUGCCGUGAAAAUCUUCCCGGAUGAUGUAGUUGCGCUGCCGUAUUCGUCCGGCACGACGGGGCUCCCAAAAGGGGUGAUGCUAACACACAAAGGGUUAGUGACGAGCGUGGCUCAGCAGGUGGACGGAGAGAACCCCAAUCUGUACAUUCAGCACGAUGAUGUGGUGGUUUGCGUGCUUCCACUGUUCCACAUUUACUCGCUGAAUUCGGUUCUGCUGUGCGGGCUUCGAGUAGGGGCUGCAAUAGUGAUAAUGCACAAGUUUGAGGUGGUGGGGCUGCUUCAAGUGGUUGAGAAGCACAGGGUGAGCGUUGCGCCAUUAGUGCCUCCGAUUGUUCUUGCGAUAGUAAAGAGCCGGGAGGUGACACGCUACGACUUAUCGUCCAUUCGGAUGGUGAUGUCCGGUGCGGCCCCAUUGGGUAAGGACCUUCACGAUGCUUUUAGGGCCAUGCUUCCUAAUAAAAAGUGCAUGCAGGGUUAUGGGAUGACGGAAGCAGGUCCAGUGCUUUCGAUGUGUUUAGCGUUUGCAAAGGAACCUUUUGAGGUGAAAUCAUCAGGUGCGUGCGGGACCGUCGUAAGAAACGCAGAGAUGAAGAUUGUGGAUCCUCUCACGGCUGCUUCCCUCCCCAGAAAUCAUGCCGGUGAGAUUUGCAUCAGAGGCAACCAGAUUAUGAAAGGUUACUUAAACGACCCUAAGGCGACAGAAGAUACCAUAGACAAAGAGGGAUGGUUGCACACGGGUGAUAUAGGAUAUAUGGACGACAACGAUGAGCUAUUCAUCGUUGACCGCUUAAAGGAGUUGAUCAAAUACAAAGGAUUUCAAGUGGCUCCCGCUGAGCUCGAAGCUAUGUUGAUUUCUCACCCUAACAUUUCCGAUGCAGCUGUUAUAGCCAUGAAAGAUGAGGCAGCAGGAGAGGUUCCUGUUGCAUUUGUUGUAAGAUCAAACGCGUCUAAGAUAUCGGAGGAUGAAAUCAAGCUAUAUAUCUCAAAGCAGGUUGUGUUUUACAAGAGAAUCAACAAAGUUUUCUUUGUGGAUUCAAUCCCAAAGGCACCGUCAGGUAAGAUUUUACGAAAACACCUCAGAGCAAGGCUUGCAUCUGGCCUUGAAAUUUAGUCCUAAUUAGAAAGUUUUAUGAUACGGCCCAAACUACUUGUGCAUAUUGGAGGCCAAUCCAUUUUCUUUUUCUUUGUCACUAGCCAGGGUGGCCCACUAUUACAAAAGACACCGAACAAUCGUUUUUGGGUUUUCUUUUUUAUCUCGAGUCUGUAAUAUAAAUCUUCCAAAAACUAUUUGAUUUUGUGUCCCUGUAAU
This is a messenger RNA of Arachis duranensis, 2147 nucleotides long. RefSeq names its product 4-coumarate--CoA ligase CCL1-like. The transcript is spliced from 5 exons. The coding region runs from base 297 to 1949 and encodes 550 amino acids. Gene Ontology annotation, molecular function: CoA-ligase activity. The record is from RefSeq and is a predicted model, not a curated record. NCBI's taxonomy places the organism in Eukaryota, Viridiplantae, Streptophyta, Magnoliopsida, Fabales, Fabaceae.